AUGUCAGUAUCAAAACUGCCAAAGCUCCCGUCGAUCCGGGAGCUCAUCAAGAUAUACAACUUGAAGGCCAAGCAACAGCUCAGUCAAAACUUCAUUAUGGACAAAAACAUCACAGACAAGAUAAUAUCGCUAUCAGGACUCGAGCUACAAAACGCACUCUGCGUGGAAGUAGGGCCGGGGCCAGGACUGCUGACGCGUUCGAUUCUCGACAGUGGCGCGCAAAACGUAGUUGCGGUGGAAAAAGACCCGCGGUUUAUCCCCACUCUGGAGCAACUACGAGAGGCCUCCGACGGCCGAUUCCAGGCACUCCUAGGGGAUAUGCUCACGGUCAACCACGCGGAUAUCAUCCAAAGCGGACUAAACCUCGGGUCGAACAUUGAUGGGGAGAUAAAGACCUUUGAGUUCGUGCACCUGGUGGGAAAUCUGCCCUUCGGCGUGGCAACGCCAUUGCUGAUCCAAUGGCUGCACAUGCUAUCGCUGAAGCAAGGCAUUUUCAACUCCCCCAAUGUGUCCAUGUCACUGAUGUUCCAGAAGGAAGUUGGUGAUCGCAUAACUGCCGGUGCCUCGGACUCGGCCCGGGGCAGAUUAUCCGUUGUGGCGCAGUCUGUCUGCGACGCCUUCAAGAUCUACAAUGUCCCGGCAUCUGGCUUUGUGCCUCGGCCCAAGGUUGAUGCCACGGUGGUUCAGCUGCGCCCAUUGGAAAAGCCUUUGCUGAAGUCAUCUUUGGGUAGCUUGGAGCAUGUUGUGCGGUUUUCGUUUAUGAAGAGGCGGAAGAUGCUGGCUAGGAUAUUUAAGGAUUGGGACCCGGAGCGGAUUGCUUUGCUGGAGGAGUGCGAGAUCGACCCGACGCUGCGCCCUCAGGACGUGUCAACGGAAAAGUUUUGCGAAUUGGCACAUAUUAUCGAGAAGCGCGGAAUAAAACUCCCGUACUAG
This is a messenger RNA of Kickxella alabastrina, 933 nucleotides long. Its product is annotated as mitochondrial transcription factor B-like protein. Gene Ontology annotation, molecular function: mitochondrial transcription factor activity; rRNA (adenine-N6,N6-)-dimethyltransferase activity. Bases 1 to 933 code for a protein of 310 amino acids. Gene Ontology annotation, biological process: rRNA methylation; transcription initiation at mitochondrial promoter. Lineage: Eukaryota; Fungi; Kickxellomycota; Kickxellomycetes; Kickxellales; Kickxellaceae. The record is from RefSeq and is a predicted model, not a curated record. The transcript has a single exon. Gene Ontology annotation, cellular component: mitochondrial matrix.